AUUUUAGAUUUGGUUAUACUUUAGAAGAAUUUAUGAAACUCGCUCCUAUACAAAAGGGAAAUAUUUUUCAAUUUUUUGUAUACAAUCUUUUGACUAAUAAUGAUAUUUUAUGUUGGAUUUAUUCAACAUCUAUUUAUUGCGGAGAUAAAAAUUGGGAAAAAAUAUCUGAUGGAAAUAUUGAUUUAAUGGUUGUCUAUGGUCAUACGAAGGAAUUGCCUAAUGUAAAUAUUGAUAAUUGCGAAGAAGCAUCUGAUAUUUAUUUUUUAUUUUUAGGUUGUUAUUUAACUCUUAAUUAUAUGGCUCAAUUAAAAUGGAAAAAAGAUGGAUCAUAUUUAAAAGUAAAAGAAAUGCGUGAAUUUAUAAGUACUGUUCAUUCAAGACCUAAAAAUGAACUCUGUCUUUUAAUUACUACUGCUACUUUAUCAAAAAAUGCAGAAAAUGAAAUUGUAAAUUUUGAUGAAAAAGAUCAUGUUAUUAUAUGUGAUUAUACUGAAACAAGCUGA
Scutellospora calospora is the source of this 503-nucleotide messenger RNA. The record is from the annotation of a GenBank genome assembly. NCBI's taxonomy places the organism in Eukaryota, Fungi, Glomeromycota, Glomeromycetes, Diversisporales, Gigasporaceae.